CCGAGGUUGCUGCACGUACUGAACGCACGCUGCGCCUUCCAGUGGACCGUCUAGUAGAAACUGUGUGCAUUGGCCGUGUGUGGCUGGGUGUGUGGGUUUGUGUGCGCGCGCGUGUGCGAUAGUGUAUGUAGUGCGUAGCAGGCAGUGGACGACGAGGAAUGGUCGAGCGUUCGGUCGGGUGACACACGCAAGACGUGUAAAGGUAGCCAAAGAAGAAAGAAACGUUUUUAUUUCUUUUCUGGAUGCAUUAUCAAACCGCGAGUUUCUAUCGACUGGAUCGAAAGUGGAUCGUGCGUGCUUUGUGUGUUUGUGUGUGUGUGUGAAUUUGUGUGAACCGUAGCCGUUAGUGCGUACAAUCUCCGUCUUUCCUGGUUUCACGGGGGUAAGCGGGCGAUCUUGGCUGAUAACUCCUGCAUUCUGUGGGCGUGUGUGUGUGUAUGCUGGUGCAUUUUGCCGUGUAAAAGGGUUCAGUGGCACGGUGAGGUGCGUGCAUCAGCCCUCCCAUCAUUGUCACCACGGUAUUGUUGUUGUGAUUGUGAAAUAGUUCAAGGAAUGUAAAAAAAAUAAAAUAAAUAAAUAAAAUAAAUAAAGUGUGUGUAAAAUGGAGUGGAAAAGAGAAAGUGAAUCUGAAGAUCCUAUUGUUGUGAAAAAAUAAAAAGAAAUGUGUAAUAUUAAUGGUGGAAUAAUGUUACGUAUAUCGCUUGGCGCAAAAGCAAAGUAAGGGUUAGUCAAAGCCCUGUUUAGUUGCCCGUAGUGUUUAGGAAAAUAAAAGAAGAAUUCGCACGUUAAAAGUGUAUAACGAAUAAAAAGGCUACUCCGUCGGUGUUGGAGGCAGGAAUUGACGGUUGGCCACCGUUCUCAUCAACGGUUAAGUGACAGGGCCGUGUGGAAGGCAGAAAUACACCGUAAGUGUGUGGUGCGAGGAGUCCUUUGGACCGACGAUGGAAUGGCCACCACCGUCCCCAACGGUCCUCCCACCAUCGAUCUCGGCGUCGCGGUCGAUGCAAUUUAGCACGUGUGCCAAUAAUCAUGGCGAAAUGGCACUGAUGGCGGUCACCAUGCUAACUGAAGGUCUUUCCUUAGGCGACUGCUUCGAAUUGCAUCCGACGCUGAAAACGUGACGCAGCACCGUUACAGUGCGUUACGCCUAAGUGCAGCAAAAAUAAAGGAAUUACACACAAAAAAGUCGAAGUCGGACUUCCUUCGUCCUUGCUUGUUUGCGGAAUAAUAAAGAUUAACCACAACACAUCAAGCAACGAACUAAGCAAUCUUUCUUCCGUCGGCUAAGUUAUAAACCAAUGAACGAUGGAACCAUCACCAGCUUCAGCCGUACCAGCAGAGUCCGCCACGGUCACAGAAACUCCAUCCGGCGAUGGGAAACCGACACAAGAGGAGGUCAAUUCUACUCAACUCACGGCUCCGGCGUCACCUGUACCGCCACCCACUCAGCAGUGCACCACCACCACUACCAGCGGCAGUCCCCGGAUACCGGAAGAGGCACCUACUCCUAAUGAGCCAUCGAUGGCGACACCCGCGGAUUCAGCGGUCGGUACCGAGGAUGAGUCGACAAAAGAGCCCACCGAAUCGGUGCAACCAGAGAAACCGGCGGAUGUUAUCGAUCCACUUCCGGGCAACAGCGGGCAGUCGCCACCGGAAAUAACGACAACUACGCAAGAGACGGAAACACCGACGGAGAAGGAGAGCGCCGGUGUCGGUGUGAUCGAUCAGGGUCAAUCGGAGGCAAUGGAAACGACCUCCUCGUACCUCGUGCCGAACGAUGGUGAGGUGAAGCAGGAUGAGCCCGUCCUUGAAUCGCCGCGCGCAUCGACAGACCAAGUGAAUGCGAAGGAAGCGGGCUCCAGCUCCUGCGAGAUGUCUUCUGAAUCCGUCCCCACAUCCUCUUCCAACGACAGUGAAGUGCCACCGAGUGGACCACCGCCUCCUCCACCGCCUGCCACUACACCUCCUCCGGAGGUGGAAUCAUCGACUGCGUCACCGGAGAAAAGGACUGAAGAGCACGUGGACUAUGUGGAGCCGCCGGUCGACGCAGGGUCCAGUGCAGUGUGUGCGGUGGACAGUAGCAGCGGUAGCAGUCCCCCUAGAGACCUGACGACUGACCUGAACCGAGGCAGCGGCACCGAUGGUAGUGAUAAUGUAAAUAGUAUUAGCACCAGUGGGAGUUGUGAGCCGGAAGAAUCUCACCAAGCCCGAACCGUCGGGUCGGGUCGGGAUGCGAAUGAUGAUCCACCUGGAGAUCCGCAGCCGAACAUUGGAUCAUCCACUUCGGCCGUGGAACCAGCGGUUGAUACAGCGGCUGUGAUAGAGGACAAACCACCACCAGCUGUCGCCGGGGCCGGGGCGGUAGAACUGAGCGAAGGGGCACCAGAUCAGAAGGAAGUGAAUGGAAAACACGAGCCGGAACCUUCAACAUCGAGUGAAAUUAUGAAGACGGUGGAAAGCGAAAAGAAACCAGAGGCAAGGACAUCUCGAAGCAGCAGCGUACACGAUCGUCUAAGUGACGCUGAGGACAAUCCCCGGCAGCAGCAAACCAACGAGGAGAACGCAUCCGUUGGGAGCAGUACCAACGGAAAUACUCACACGCUCAACGAGAAACUGCAGCAGGAUACUGAGCCGUCGCAAAGUCGCGAAUCGAGCACCGUUCCACCGGAACCGGAUCCGGGGCCUUCUUCCUCCGGCCGGGAGGAACCACGAUCGAGCACGGGAGGAGAGAGAGCCUCAAUCGAGAGUAGUACAACGUCGAAAAGUGACAAAGAUACGAGCGACCCUUCGAAGGAUGAGGGAAAUGUGUCCGGUGUGGAUGGGAAAGCAGUCGGAGGAGGAGGGGUCGUUAACAGUGGGAGAGUAUCUGACUAUCAGUCACCCUCGGGGCAGCCGACCGCCCGCAAUCCCCUCCAGUUCACCGAGGUGGCCAACGAUGAGGUCGAGCUGAAGGUAGACGGGGGCCAUCUGCUAGAUCGUGUGAUCAAGCUGUCGCUUCUCAAGGGCCUCCAGGAUGGGGGGAAACGUCUAGCCAAGAGCAGUCUCAUCAUCUCCGGUGCCUGUGAAGGGUCCAACGGUGAGGCAACGCUGGCCACAACUUCCUCCCUCAGCAAGGCGAAAAAUGCGGCCGGGUUGCGACUGGUGGAGGAAAGCAAAACGACUCCCCCGGCACUGGUGGCCCCGCCGGCGGCGGCGGCGGCGGUGGUGCCAUUGGUUAAUGGCACCGUGGAUACGGUUUCGGUGAGGGAACUGGCGAGCAGCACCCGAGAGGAUCAUCAACGCGGCCCGCCAGUGCCGAGGGUGCGUCACUCGAGCGAAACGGUUAGCAGCGGGUCGGGAGAGCUGGAAGACACACGCGGAACGUGGCACGGCGGCAACAGUGCAUUGGACUUUCGGGAAGAAGCUGUCGGCCGUGCGUCUCAGAACGACGAACCUCAGAACUCCGCCGUAGAACAAUCAACAACGUCGCACGAUGGCUAUAGAAGACCGCAUUCGCGAGAACUGGUAGCGAGUAGCGAACAUUUGCCCGUGAAGGCACGCAAACCACAGUACUACGCCAGUAUUCCGGACUUUUCCAAGCAGUCCAAGUUUUCCCCAUCGCCACCGGGCAACUCCAGCGGUGGUGCGGUGGCAACAUCGACUUCAACGGCUGCGUCCUCCACGAGUAGUAGUCCGGCGGCGAAGAGUCUUACCCAGCUGCACAUGAAAACGCCCGACUUUAGCCGCUUAGGAGUGGUCUCGAGUACUGCCACCGCAACUUCUUCCACCUCCAUGCCGGCGGCGGCCUCGACAACGGUGACCACCAACUCCCCAAGUAAUGCGGGUGUGCGUACAACAAGUGAGCUGAAAAUAUCCAACCCGGACUUUUCGAAAGGUUUUGCCUUCGGACAUCCUGGGUCUGGAGCUGGAUAUCCGGGAUCUCCGGGGCAGCAGUCACUGCCUCCGCCGCCUGCUGGUUCUCCGUACGUUUCGCCGGAUACGUUCAGUAAGCUCAUCAAGGAGCGGAACUAUAUUGCCGACUUACAGUUGAAGAAUCCACCUCCCUCCAAUGGGGCGGAGCCGCACAGUGAGGGACUGAAGAGAAGUGUUGUAGUUGACACCACGACCCAUUCGGGAAGUGUACCGAAAGCCUCGCCGUACGAGCCUGUCGCGGAAAGUUCGUACCAUCACCACCACCAUCGGGGUCAACCGUUGGAUAACGCAAUGGAUUUGGAACCACAGGCGCAUGUGAUACACAAAAAGUCUGCAAGACCACAACCGCCACCAUCGGGCGGUGUGCCCAAGACUUGGAACCCACCGGAAUUCAGCAGCACACACUUCACGCAACCUCAGGGAAGCAAUCGGCCACCGGUUUCUUCGAACGGAAGUGUGACCGGUGGACCAUCAUCUUCAUCGUCCUCUUCUUCGCCGGCCCCUCGGGAUCCCUCUCCGGCACCGUCGUCGUCGUCCGCCUCGCCACACCCGGGAAGUUAUGGUGCCCAACCCUACCCCCCGUACGGUGGCAAACCUUCACAUCCGCUUCCUCCAUCGACGGAGCGUAUCAUCGUGAACAACGUGCGUACGUACUACCCCGAACAGGCCGCGCUACCCACCGGCACCGUCCCGGUUCCGGUCGGUGGUGGGAGCUCCAGCAAACAAACGGUGGCGCCACCGCAGCCACACUAUCACCAUCCCGGUUUGCCGAAGGUGAAGGAUCCCGAGUUUCGAUUGGAUCACAACAAGGAGCAGCAACUGCUACAGGAAGGUACCAUUAUCACGGUGAAGCAACCGUCCUACCCGAACCACAUCGCUGGGCGACCUCAGCAGCAACCGACACAUCCUGCCGCAGCCAGGUCACCGUCGGCCGAACGACGCGAAGCACAGAUGUUGCAGAACUCGCAGGAGAUUCUCUACCGGGACUAUAGGCAACACAAGAGGCCAUCGGUGGGAGGUGGUGGUGGUGGAAGUGGUAGACCGACGUCGGGACCACUGCAGGGAACUCCUACUUCCCAAGGUCCUCCACCUCCUCAUCCUCCCGCGAAUGAUCGUCGAUCGCCUUAUGACGCCUACUAUCAUCCGAUGAUGCACCAUCAGCGUGGACCGGUUCAUCCACAGGCCGCCGGGUCCGGUUUAAUGCAUCCUCCACCACCGAAUUGGCCAGGUGCUGGACCAACUCCUCCUCCUCCUCAUCCUACUCCUUCACAGCAGCGAGGUGGCGGUGUUGUCGCACGCAGUAGUCCGCAUGACAAUGGAACCAGUCCCGUGUCAUCACCGGCUCCCCUUCCACCGGGUGGUUCGAUUCCAAGCCCAACUCACCACUAUUACACUCACCCGCAACACCAUCACCCUCAGCAACACGGUGGUCAGUACAAGAACUCACCUAGCCCGGUGUCCGGUUCGGCGUACGGUUCGGCCGCCUCACCAACGCAACCGAUGGCGGCGGCGGGCAAGUACCCACCGCCGGCGCAGCAACCGUACGGCCGAUCGGAAGCCGAGCGGGAUCCGUACACCAAGGGGCAAACGCCCGGCAUAUACAAGGCCGGAUUGGACUACAAUAUGGAGCAGAAGUUCGCCGAAGUGUACCAGGCGCAUCAGGAGAAGGAGAAACAGGCUGCCGAAGCGGCCACAACGCCGGGAAGGCAACCCUCACGCAAUGCUCCCCGGACUGGUGGAAGUCCCGGUGGGGUAUCUUCCGCUUCGAGCAGUGCCGCCGCGGGUGGUGGACCUUCGAAACCGGUAUAUGGAGCGUAUGAUCCAUACGGUGCUUACUAUCAUCACUCGCAGGCCACCCCGUCACCGACAUCAACCCCUUCGCCGGUGCCCUCGCCACAUCAUCGGAAGUACAGCGGUCCACCGUCGCGCGAUCCCUCGCCAUUGGGUCAGCAAGGUGCACCGUCACAGCAACCGCUUCACCAUCGCUCCAAUGAGUCCCUGUACCACCUGACUCCUGGCCCGGCGUCAGUUUACAUGCAUUCGGGACCACCGAGAGAUCCUGCGGCAAACGGUUCGCAUGAUCCCCGAGGUGGCGCUGUUCAACAACAACAAACCGCCGGCAUUCCGUAUCACGCCAAUCAGCCUUCGUCGUCGUCCACCUACCCGAUGCCGACACCGUACGCCACCGGGGUAGCGAUACCACCGUCGGCCAGCAAUCCACCGCAACAUUCUGUGAUAAAUGCGGCCUCCUACGAUCGCCACUACCAGCCUGCAUCACAUCCAUCCUACGGAGGAUCGUCUUCCUCCCAAAGCUCGCAGGGAACUCCACAUCACGGGAAGUCACUUCCUUAUCCACCGGGAAGGCAGCCCCAACACCAGCAACCGUUACAACCACCACCACCUCAGCCACAAGCUGGCCCAGUGCCGGCGAGUGCCAACGGAGGAGUGUCAGUCCCUUCCAGCGCUCCCUCAUCAUCGUACUCGUACCCGCAUCAUCCCCCGAUGGUGGCGGCGGCGACGUCGGAGUCGGCCGUUAUCCAUCCACCGGUCGGUAGUAAAAACAUUCCCGUGCGUGUCAUUGCGACAGCUCCGCCGGCUUCCAAAGUGGCCGGAUCCGGACAGCAACACACUCUUUCGAACUCCGCCCGACCAACGGGAGGAGUUGGAGCGUCUUCCUCGAUGGCGUCAUCGCAGGGAGUGGUAAGAGGAGUGGCUGGAGGAGCCACCGGUGGUGGUGGUGAUGAACGUGGUGUGACCGCCGAUGGUGUCGGCACUGUAACGGCGGUGAUCAUUGCUCCGGCGAAGCGUGAAUCUCCGUUGGAUCUUUCGGUGAAAACCGUCAAAACGAAGGCUGACUCGACCGGGUGCGAUGACUAUGGGAAUGUGAGUGCGAGCAAUAGCAGCAUCAGUAGCAGUAGUAGCAGCAGUAGUAGCAGCACCAGCAGCAGUGGUGGUAGUGCCGCCCUGUUGGCCACCCGCCCGCGAGGAGGAGAGGUCGUUCCGAAGGUGGACUUCAAUCCGAACUUCAACAAACAUAUUCCACCGAGUCCACACAGUUCCGGUCGGGGGUCGACACCGGGUGGUGGACCACCUCCGGUGGCCUCAGGUGGAAGACCUUCGGAUCCGCUACCUGGCCCACCUCCUCCCCGCCACGUUUCCGUAAUCAGCCCCGCCAUACCGCCGGGGUAUGAUAAGACGACGGAUGCGUAUAUGUCGGCAAAGUAUCGGGCCGUCGGAGGACCGCUGGUAACCCCGGUGUUGCACUACUCUCCCCACUACCCACUACCCCCGCAUGGAGCCCCGGCAGGAUAUGAUCCCGCUGCUCCACCGGGGAACUCAUCCAAAUCCCAGGCAGAUCCAUACUCCAGCCCAAAACAACAACCCGGGUCAGGACAGCCCGGUCCAGCAUCGGGCAGUGGUUCGGCUAGUAGCAAGAGUGUUUACUAUCCCCCUGCAGCAGCAGCACCAGGCCCAACGCACCCUGGCAUGUCGAAUGCGCCACAUCAGCCAACGAUGGAUUAUAUGCGAGGUGGGAAACCGCUCGGUGGAAGCAUCAUCACUGGCCAGGCACUUCCUUCGGGAAGCCGUGCGCCAGCUCUACCACCACCACCGCCAUCUGCUUCCGCCAACCAGCACCAGGGAGCAGUAGCACCACCACCUCCAAGCCGCCCGGACGACGCCAGGAGUGAAGAUCGCAAGUUUGUCGAGAACAUGCUCAAGAAGAAAACGUCCCCCUCGUCGGACGUCAUCGCCGACCUUCAAUCCGGACGGUUUCCCACGCGUUUGCCGCAGAGUUUGGUACCGAAAAAGCGUGCGGCAGCUGCUGCCGCUGCGGCGGCCGCGGCCGAAGCUGCCCAAUCGAAGGCCGCAUCCGGCGGUUCACCGAAUGUUCCAUCGCCGGCCAAGGUGGGCAAGUACGAGGAACGUGAGCAGCCGGGGCAUGAAGCGGCGACACCUGGAUACCAUCCUCAAAAUGCACCAAAGGACGGACUUUACCAUGCUGGCCCAGCUAAACCUUAUGGAACGGGGGAAAACCUACCGCAGCUUGGAGGCGGUAGUAAGCGUACGGAGACUGCUGUCCAUCCUUCCGUCAUAACGACCAACUAUCACCACCAACAACAGCAACAGCAUCACCACCAACAACAUCAGCAGCAGCAGCAGUACCCUCCGGACAUGCGUUACUAUCCACACCAACAACCGGUGGGACCAUCGAAACCACGGGAGGAUCCCGUGGCCCCGGUUUAUCAUCAACCGCACCUGCGUGGCGGUAGUUCCCUACCGUAUGGCCAUGCGUAUCAUCCGCAGUACCACCAUUCGGAGCAUCCGCAACAUCUCGGAGCUUACCCCCAGCAUAAGGAUCCAAGUGGACAGCCAAUGUUUCGGUACAGUGAGCCACCCAAGUCCUCGCCGGAGUCCACCAGCGUCCAGCACAUGCAAUCGCACAUACACUACACCGGUUCGGCGGGUGUUCCUGGUGGGAAAGAGUACCAGCAUCAACAUCAGCAACAACAACACCCUCCUCCUCCUCAUCAUCUUCAACAGCAGAGUUUGCCUUCUUCACAUGGGAAGAGUGGCGGAAUCGAAGUGGCACGUUCUCCAUACGUUCCUCCGCCGCAUAGUUCACCCUACGGAGGAGGAGUACCACCACCACCACCACAAGUACCAGUACCGGUACCGUCGUCGCAACAACAUCCACAACAUCAUCGUGGCGCGGACCAGGCGGUGAUUUCGAAGUUACGCACCAGCCUGGAACUGAAGGAGUUCAAGGAGAAGCAACGCAUCAGUCAGCUCCGCAAGCUCCCAUCCGGCGAUCCGGUGGAGGAACCUCCGGUACAUUCCAACCCGCCCACAACCCCCGUCACACCGGACGCUCCCUCGUCAUCGGCCCGGUUUCGCACCAAGGGUGAACUGAAGGGUUACACACCGUUGCCUUUGCCACCGAGCGUUCCGGAUCCCUCGAAGCGGGAGGGAGACGCACCAAAGGAUCACGAAGGAGGCGUUAGUGGUGGUGGUAAGACGGAAAUGGAUGGAACCGAUGCGCCGCUCGGUGACGGUGCAGGAGCAGCGACACCGUUGCUGGAUAUAGUGGACUGGGGAAGCGCUUGCAAUGAGUUCGUGGAGCAGCUGCAGACGGGAAAGAAGCGCGGACGACGGAAACGAUCGUCAACGACGACGCCGGUGGGUGGACGUGGUUGGCACGGGCUCGGGCAGGACGGCGGUGAGCUGAUGGCGGCGACCGUUGGUGACGGUUCCAGUGCGGAUCUGUCCGCCGUACCGAAGGAUGUGCUCAAUUCCGCCCGAUCACCGCCGAAGCAACAUCGGCUCGAUCGUAGCGGGAGUGUUAGUUCGAGCGAUGAAGAUAAACCACUGUUGCUGCUCCGUCAGCAGUCCCAGCAACAGCAGCAACAGCACCGGGACGAGGACGAACCGGACCCCCGGCAGCAGCCUCAGCAUAUGAAACUGACGGACAAACUGGCGCGUAAUAUGCGCGAAAAGCAACGGCUCGAGCUGGAGCAGAAGCACGAGGCUAAGCUGGGUCGGUCGAGCAGCACGGACAGUGACACGGCCCGGUUAGCGUCGGCGGCGGCGCAACGAGCAAAGGCACGCGUCCGUAAGCUGCGCCACCGGUCGAGCAUCGUUUCGUCGUCGGUGCUGAAAUCCUCCGAUGGGGACGGUGACGUGACGGCCGACGAGGACGAAACGAUUAAGGCGGGUGGUGGGAAGCGUCCCUUGUUGCACUCUUCCCUGGCCAACAGUAGUAAUGCGGCGAAAAGGAAGCGCCUCGAACGUCGCUCGUCGUCGGCCUCGUCAUCGGAGAGCGAGCAGCCCGAAGUAGAGCCCCCCGAAGUGGUCCGUCGUAAGCGGGGCCGUCCGAAGGGUUCGCUUGGUGGAGCGAAGAGGGCUCAGCAGCAGCAACAACAGCAGCAACAACAGGCCACGAUGACACGUUGUCAGACGAGCACUCUGAAGCAGGAUCCGAAUGAAAACAGCGAUCUCAGCUCGGAGGACGAUAAGACAUCGAAAGCGUUGCGUACCCCGCCGGUCAAGGGCGAAAGGAACGCGUCCAGCCAUCGGGCAGAUUCGACUAAAAAGGGCGGUGGGAGUGGUAGUGGUGGUAGUGCGGGAAACGGGGGAACGUCCGGUGGUGGCUCCAAGAGUGGCGGCCAGCAGGUAAAGGUGGACAAUUCUACCACCGGCGAAGGAAAAGCGAAAAAGAAAUCAACUGACAACCAUGACAACGGUACGCCCCGGAAGUCGGAGGAACCGGCCAACGGCAAUGGUUCGUCGAGCAAAAAGCCCCCCGCCAAACCGCGCACCACUUCCCGCUCCAAGACACCGGUGGUGCAAGGGCAAGGGGUCAAUUCAUCCGGUGGUUCCUCCUCCUCCUCGUCCUCGUCAUCGUCUGCAUCUUCGUCGUCGUCGUCUUCCUCGUCGUCGUCGGAGGCGGAAGACCGGGAAACGAUGACCCGCUCGAAGAGCAAGCGGGAAGCGGAACGGCGUCGCUCCAACUCGAAGGUCCUGCGCAACGACAAGAUCGUGGAAAACCUUUCCGCCACGGUCAACCACCGGAGGGCACGGAUCGAGAACGAACGUACCCCGACCAAGCAGAAGCAGACAAAAAACUCCCGCGAAACCCCGGCGUCGUCGGCGGGGAAGCGCUCAAAGCCGGCCGAAUCGGACUCGGAUCGAUCGGCGGCGACGACGACGACACCGGCAGCAGUGUCGGCGGAAAAGGUGACCGGUGUUCCACGGAAGCGCACACGUCAGGCGUCAAAAAACGGGCCCAGUUCCUCGGUGGAAUCGGAUCAGGGCAGCUCUAGCGACGACGAAGGGACGGCGGCGGCACCGGGAGCUACCGAUCUUAACGAACGUUUGCGAAAACGCCGGUCAAAAAACGGCUCCGAACAAGCGGGAGGAAAAGUGCCCUCGAAAGGGAGCGCCUCCGUAGGUAAGGGAUCCCGUUCCCGGCGGGAAAGUACGGCGACGAAAAGCGGACGGGAAGAACCGUCCGCCAAAAAGAAACAACCGACUGCUUCCGGUGCCGCCUCGGCGGGCUCCAGUUCGUCGGGCGGAGGUGGUGGUCGGGGAGGGUCGCGUAAAGGUUCCGUGAAAGACGGUGGCGCCUCCACCGGACCGGCCGAUCAUUUCUAUCCCGGCUGGGAAAAGGAACUGUACGAGUACAAGCGAUCACUGAAGGUGCCCCCGGAGCUCAUUACCAUCGGUGGUGGGUUGUAUAUGCACCGUAUCUCUACGUCCCUGCCCGAUCUGGACUCCCCGCAUCACAGCGACGGUUCGGAAACGUUCUCGGAGAUCGUGAAGAAGCUCAACCAGAAGGAGGAAGCAGGAGGACCACCGAACGUAUCCACGCCACCCGCUCCGAAGCGUAUUAAAACGAAAGCGGCGGCGAAGCAGCAGCAACCACCGACCGCUCAAGCGUGUGGCCAGGCGGUGAAAGUUAAAGAAGAGCGCCCGGAGUCGCUCCAGGAGCAACGCAAGAAGAAACUCGAUGGCAAUGAAAAGUUCAGCUCCAUCAUCGAACUGCUCCAUCGGCGAUGUCUUGCCGCUGCGUUGCUUCAGCAGGGCAAAGCGGGAACGGGCGGCACUACUGCUGCUGCGGGCACGGGCAAGCAAAAAGCGAAGGGAGCGAGCGCCAAAGCUAACGUGAACAACAAUAACAACAACAACAACAACGAGAUCACCGUGAAGCCAAAGCAGGAGUACGAACUUCUUCCAACGCCCGGUGCCGAGUCGGAGUCGCUCUUCGCCAAGAACUGCAAGAAGAAAAAGUCCCUCUUUGACACGGCCAUCCUGAAGUCGCGCACCCGCACCGAACAGAAAGCGAUGCAAAGUAAGGAGAUGAUCCGAGAGGUUUUCGGUGCGGAUGAGGAACGGCCACAGUCGGCCCCACCGCUCGGUUGUGGUGGGCUGUUCGAGGAGGGUAUCCAUAAUGUCACGUACGACGAGAAGUACAACGAGCUGAUGCGAAAUGUGGACCGGAUUGUGGGUGAGCUGGAUGGUAGCAGCGGAGGGGUGGCCGUAUCGGUCAAGCAGGAACUCGACGAGGAGCAGGAAGAAGAGGACGGGGCUGAGGACGAUGAAGACGACGAGCGGAUGAGGGUGGAAGGGGACGACGAAACACAGGACAGCAGUGUGCUCAUGAAGGACUCCGAGCGAGACACGCCAUCGGUCGCAUCGGAGCGAGAUCUGCUCGGUGGAACUCCGCUGUCGUUCAAAGGGCUCGCCGUGGCAUCGACUCCGGGACCACCGGGAGCGACGGUGGUCGCAUCGACAUCGACCGGUGUGGUGGGGAACGCCAUGCCGGAGAAGAAACGCCGUGGCCGUGGACACCGCACUUCCCGACGAAAGGGCAGCUCGGGGUUUGACUACAUCCGGAAGAAGAAGAAACCGUCCCAACAACACCACAACAACCAAGCCAAUGGAAGCAACCACCAUCGAGGGGGGUUUGGGGCGUCGUCCUCGAACAUUAACGGCAUAUACGGUGGCAUUCACGGGGAGUCGCGAAAGAAACCAAUGUCGGCCUUCGAAAGGCUGGAGGUGAAAGACGAGACGCACAUCAACAAGGAAAUACGCAGCUGGGUACUGAACAAGGGCGUCGGGGAAAGUGUGAUGCAUAAAGCGGCCCGACUUGGCUACACGGACGUCAUCGUUUAUUGCCUGGAACGGCUCGAUAUGGACCCGGACCUGAAGGACAACGCGGGUUACACACCGCUCCACGAAGCGUGCGCCAAGGGACAUCUGGACAUUGCGAACUAUCUGCUACAGUAUGGCGCGAGCCACUCGGAACCGGCCCCGUCCGGUAUGCGUCCGUUGCACGAGGCGGUGGAGAAUUCGUUCAUCGAAAUCGUGCGCCUGCUGCUAUCGUUCGGUGCCGAUCCAAUGCUGACCACCUACAAUGGGUCAACGCCGGAACAGCUGGCUGAAAGCGAUAGUAUGAUACGGUUUCUGCAGGACCAUCUGAACGAUGUGCAGAGCAUGGGUCCGACUAAGACGGCGUGGAAAUUUGAUGGACCAUGGAAGAUGCAUGACGCAGAAGAAAGCGGAUACAACGUGUUUUCGCACAUUCCUGAUUUCGAUGGGGAAGACAGCGGGAUUUCGUCGCUCAAUACCAGUGCAGGAAGUACUAGCACCGGGACGAGUGCCAGUGGUACGACGAGCUGUUCCUCUGGUGAACGACGUUGUGAUUCGAAUUCGAAUAUCAUGACCUUCGAAGAAGUAAACUCGAAGCCACCGUUGGAAAAUGGAAUCCCUGCAGAUGCGACCAUUGACGGUGGUGGCAGUAGUGUCCCUGAAAGCCCGGUAGCAGUCGGGGGCAGUGUUGGGCUGCGCAAUGGAAAAGUGAUGAAGCGUGACCCACAGAAAGAUGCCAACACGCUGGUGAACGGCUUCUUGAAGGGGGAAAACCGAACGAAACUGCCGAAUGGUGUUGCUGCCCGGUCCGGUGAAGAAAAGUGCAAACCCGCUGAUGGGUUGGAAGACGCGCAGCUGCACGACGACGACAACGAGAAUGACGGCAUGGAUGGUUCCGACGGGAUGGUGUUCGAGUACGAAGAGUCGGACCGUCCGCUACCACCAUUGUACGCGUUGAAGGACGAACACAACGAACGCUGGGUGUUGCUGAGUGACCUCUGUCCAUUGCUCAAAUUCAAAUCGAAGGAAGCCGUACUAAGACAGAUCUGUCCGAAUAACUCCGUCAUCAACCAGCGCGAUCUGAUACGGGAGAUGAAGUUCGAAGAGUUCCUAACGCGGGCCCAUUGCCUGCAGCUGCUCUGCGCCGGCGAAAAGCUCAACAUACACGCGUCAAAGGUGGUGCUAGUGAAGUACAAUGACAGCGUCAAGAGCCUGCUGCAGGUGAAGAGUAUGAUGACGCGCAUCUAAAUCCGUGUGCAAUUCGUAUCGAAACCCUAACGGCACUAAAUCUGGACACAGUUUGCACGAUAAUCGAUGCAACUAGAACUAAAUGUUGCCUUACACACGGAAAAGCGUAGCGAAAAGGCACGGCAAACGACAGCAACUCCGUGUUGUAAAUCUUAGAAAACUCGUUUACGAUUGUAUUACCACUUUACAUGAAAUUCAAGCAAACCCUCCCAUACAUCACUAGAAGGCGCUGUGUUCCCACUAUCCGGAAUAAGAAAUGUAUUGUAAAGCGAGAGGAAUUAAGCAAGGUCGAAUGCAAUGUAUCAGCAAAAUGAUAGAAACGUCCGAUACGGCCUCGGUUUCAUCACAGAAGUAAUAGAUACUUAUAGGUUUUUGUUUUUGCAUUGCGCAAUCACAUGCAGUGGAAUCGGGAAGAGGGCAAUUUUGUGUUGUUUUUAAUUUGUUUUUAAACUACCGUUCGUUUU
Molecule: messenger RNA, 14273 nt
Organism: Anopheles coustani
Lineage: Eukaryota; Metazoa; Arthropoda; Insecta; Diptera; Culicidae
Exons: 9
Coding region: 1306-13809 (4167 amino acids)
Biological process (GO): negative regulation of transcription by RNA polymerase II
Cellular component (GO): nucleus
Molecular function (GO): transcription corepressor activity; protein binding
Source: RefSeq, a predicted model, not a curated record